UGAGUUGUGUGUAUGUUGAAAUCAUUCAUGUUUGUUUCAAUAAAAACGGACCCCAAAGAAGCGAAAUGUCUGGCUUGGAAAAAUUUGAAGACACUCCGGCUUGGCGUCAAAAAUUGAUUGCCCAUUUGAUGCGUUCGCCACCUCCACAAACGAAAAGAGAAUCAAUGGAGCCACGCCAUAGUUUGGAUAUUGUGCUGGAUUUUCCAGCCUUGAUUAAGGCCAAGAAGGCCGAACUUGCCGCUCAACAGCAGCAGGAAAAGGGCGAAAACAUCGAGCAAAGCAGCGACACUAACAUUAUUAAUGUUAGCGCGCAAUUUGCGAGCCUUUACGAAGCAUGCGCAGAUAAUUCGAUGACGGAAAAUGCCGAUGAGACUUUUGGUGUGUUUGAGCGUAUGUGCGAUAAGACCGGUUCCGAUCCAGAUAACACGCUCUUCCAAUACCUGCACAGCGAUGAUAAGGAUCAGAUAUUGGCCCUAGCCAAGGAGCGAAGCGCGCGUGCAGAUAAAUCUGAUGACAUGGAAGUGGAUGCACUGCGUCGCUUGUUCGACGACCUAAACGGUCAGGACAGACUGGAAAAUGAGAGUCCUCUCAAGAGUGCUGAUUGCACACGGCUGGAGGAUGUUGAGGCGCCAUCUCGCUUCUGGGACUCCACACUGAUGGAUAACGAUUCGGCGUUUCAGCCAUUGGCAAAGACGUCACCGGUUAAGAUGGUGGGCCUGAUGCGUCCGUCAACCAUACUAGAGGCCAAUGAGGCAGACAUGACGGGUCAGCAAUCCGCUGACUCCUCGUCUUCACUCACCAACAACAACAGCAGUUUUUUGACCGCACCAAUGCUGAAAACGGCACAAAGCUACGAAACGAUUGCAUCCGGUUCCAGUUGCUAUCAGUCAGCUGGAGACAAUUCGCGGGCCAGCAUUGAGAAGGUGGAUGAGAUGGGAAAAACUCUGAAUGUUGAUGAUUUGUUUUAUGCGGCCAUUGCCAAGGCAAAGCCACAUGGCAUCUCGCCAGAAGAACAGAAGCAGCUGCUCAGCGAUUUCCACGAAACCGUUUUCGAACUGGUCGACAACGAUGAGGCGGACAAUACAAUUAUCGAAUUGUCCUCAACGGAUGAGGAGGAGGACGAGGAUGCAGCUAAGGAUAAGGAUGAUUUAGAUGCGGACAUAAAGCAAGAGAAAAUUUCAACAAUUGGCGUUGCAAUUGAGGAGGGGGAGGACAAGGAGAACACGUCUAUGGAAUUCAAUGAUACCAUUGAGGAAAUGGAUUAUAGGAUGCGUAAGGGUCGUGAACUAAUUGCCGCCAAGGCAGCAGCAGCAGCAGUAGCAGCAUCAGCAGUAGCGCAACCAGCAACACCAUCCCCUAAGGCAUCUCCAGCUGCCACACCCACAAAACCGCUGGCAGACUCGAAUAUCAUCCAUUUGCAUCCGAAGCAGAAUACAUUUGUGUUGACGCCCAAAAAAAGACAACCAAUAUCAGCGUCGCCGUCACCAUCAUCAUCACUACAAAAAGGUGCCAACAGCAGCAGCAAGUUGCACGGAUCUGCCGGAAAAUAUUCUCUGCUAGUUCUGGCAAAGAAACAGGAUAAAUUCUUCAAGGAGCCCUCGGGUAUACCGAUGAGACGCCAACAACUUGCCGUAAAGGAUAAUUAUGCGCACAUUGUUAGUCCGAUACGGGCCUACACACACAAAUCGGGCACUGCCCCCCUGAUGAGCAUGUUCCGGCAGACGUCAAACAUCAAGGAUGCGUUCGACAAGCUGAGCAGCAAGGAAAUGGAACUGGAAUCGUAUCUCUGCCAAUUGAAACGUGGCCAGGCCACCGAAUCAAAGCUGGGUGUGGGCUGCAUUGAUGCCACUGCUCGAUUGCUGCCAAAGAAGGCGUAUAUAUCAUCGGAGCUGACGCAGAUUGUGGAUGAACGCACGCGACGCCCCAUGCCGCAUGUGCCGAAGAUUCAAAAGUAUCUCGAUUCGGCUGUGGAGCCAACUGUGAUGCGACACGAUGGCAAGAUGAAAAUGGCAGGCGAAAGCCCGUUGAAGCGCCCAUCGCAUAUACCUCGACCCAACGAAAGCCUUGCCGAUCUGUCCCUGGCCUCCGGCGACAUCUCUCUGUACACGCUCAAGGAUGCCCAGAAAUUUUAAUCAAUCACAAAUUCAAGCUUAUUUUUAACAUACAAAUAUCGGCAUUUGUUUUCAUGUUUAGAACAGAAGUCAGUACUACCAAUAAACAAAGAACAAUUUAGUAACUAAUAAA
Drosophila grimshawi is the source of this 2244-nucleotide messenger RNA. RefSeq lists its product as uncharacterized. The coding region runs from base 66 to 2132 and encodes 688 amino acids. Lineage: Eukaryota; Metazoa; Arthropoda; Insecta; Diptera; Drosophilidae. The record is from RefSeq and is a predicted model, not a curated record. The transcript is spliced from 4 exons.